Carcharodon carcharias (great white shark) is the source of this 2199-nucleotide messenger RNA. RefSeq names its product chromosome 1 C18orf54 homolog (gene c1h18orf54). NCBI's taxonomy places the organism in Eukaryota, Metazoa, Chordata, Chondrichthyes, Lamniformes, Lamnidae. The record is from RefSeq and is a predicted model, not a curated record. Bases 144 to 1988 code for a protein of 614 amino acids. The transcript is spliced from 8 exons.
GAUCCAACUGUAACAAUUGUCGGAGGUGGAAGUUUGUGUUUGGAGCAGAGCCCGAGGGGGAGAGGCUGGGAGGAGCUGGGGCUGAAACAAGAACUACACUCUCCGAACAAACAUACAAAACAAAUACUUGUUGGUAGUUAUUGAUGUUUGUGAGCUUCCUCCUCCCUCAUUAUUGUCAGGGUAAAUGUGUUGUUUCAAUCUUCCCCUCAGCGAGCUGCAGGGUUUGUGUGUUAACAGAUGAGACUAAUACGGAGGAUGUGAUGUCAAUGAUCGGCAUGAAUGAUGGCAUGGAUUUCCAUUCUCCUGAACCUACUAUAUCUGAAUUAUUUGCCAGUCCUGGUCACCCGGACAGCUUUGAUCAUUCUUCUGGCUCCACCAAAUUUCACAGCUCCAUCCUCUACGGAGGUAGAACUUAUCAGUCAGCGUCGCAGGCACUGGAAGCUUACAUUGAUAACUUUGAAAAGAAACCGUUGUCCUCCAUGGGAGGUACAAACAAACUGCGUUUGGGUAGCGGUUCCAAGCUGUUUACCACUUCUCCUCACGGCAAGAAAGAGGUUUUCAGAGAGCGACAUUCCUUCAAGGAUUUGGGUUUCCCUAGCCGGCCUUUGAGGAGACGGAUAGCCAGUGAUCCAGAUCUUGCAAGCCUCACAACUGAUGACCUUUUGGGUAUGCCGCCGGAUGGUUCCUUACCACUGACUCGGUCCUCUGUGCUGCAGUGCUCGACACAGACUCAACAGCAUUUAGGAAGCCACUUCAACCAUAGCUCUUCAUACGCAUUUACAAAGUAUGCUCCAAAGACCUCUCAGGAAUAUUCUGAGGAUUUGCAUCACAAAAGAGAUGACAGCUUUGCAUUGCUUUGUGGGAAAGCUGGUUAUAGUCCAUUAAACCGAACUGUUGGCUUCAAACAAUCUCGAUUCUCGCAUCUAGAAACGGUGUCGCGAGAGAAAGAUAAAUACAUGACUUGCUCCGUUCCACCAUCCCUUCCAGUGGAUGACUGCAGAUUUGGAAAGUAUAUUCAUGACUCCAUUUCUCAGUAUAAUUAUCCCAGAUGGUUAACCAGCCAAAAAUCAGAGCUUGAUGUCUCUGGGAUAACUAGCAUCCCUGAACUGAAAUACCCGGGCUGGCUUCAAGACUGUGACCUGGGCUCAGAUUCAUGUGAUCAAGAAGAAUUGAAUGGAAGGGAGUAUCUGUUAUCAACUCAAUAUGGAACUGGCCUCACAGACUCCAGACUAUACUCUAGUUCUGCUAGAUAUACACCAAAACAUAAGCACUUUGCCAAAUAUUUAGAGAGGGAUUCAGCAUUUCAUAAACAUACAGUGUGUGGCAUUAGUGGCACUUUAAGAGGAACACCUCUGCAUACUGCUCGGUUUGCUCACUAUAAUACAGAAGAAGUGGAAGAUUCUCACUGCAGUAAAUCAUUCAGAGAUGAGCACAUUGAUUUACUAAUCCAGAAGGCAGAACAUGCUCUUGAGAUGCUUUCGCAGCAUAUGACCAGCCCACAACAGAAUCAUGGCAGUCCUGGUACUGAAGAGGUGCUGGAAGCUGAUCGUUCCUGGGACAAUCCACCUGUUACAUUCAAAUCACCAGUGCCUGUGGGCAACAGUGGAGAAGAUUGUUUUGAAGCUUCAAAUCCUGCUCCGAUUGAUAGCUCGCAUCAGGAUUUUUUAAAUACAGGCCAUCAGAGGAAUCCUUCUGGUUUAUCAGGAAUUUCUGGAGGAAAGCACCAUGGACCAGUUGAAGCGUUGAAACAGAUGCUGUUCAGUUUACAAACGGUGCAGCAGAGUUUUGAUGACGAAUGUGCAGAAGAACCUGAGAUUAGAAAGAUAUCUGAAAACAUAAUGUCUCAGACACACGGUGUGGAUUUUGAGGAGGCACCUGGCAGCAGAUCACUACAAAGGGCACUGAACCACUUGAAACAUCUGAAGGAACUUGUUGAUGAUAUUGGUGCUAAGAUGGAAAAGGAAGCGGAGAGAAAUCAAUACAAAUGAUGAGCAAUUAGAGAGACUAUUAUUAAAAUCUAAUAGCUUGUGCAAUCUAACAAAGUAACAUUAAGUUUAAUUGAAAAGUGAAUGAUUAAAAUAUGCUGGCUUGUUUGUGAUGAUUUGAGUCACCUGACUACAGCCACAUUCCCAUCUAAUGCAGAAUAUAUGAAACAAAAAUAAAAAUACCUGGAAAAACUCAGCAGGUCUGCAGAAUAUA